Messenger RNA from Syzygium oleosum, 483 nucleotides. Its product is annotated as peamaclein-like. The coding region runs from base 98 to 379 and encodes 93 amino acids. The record is from RefSeq and is a predicted model, not a curated record. Lineage: Eukaryota; Viridiplantae; Streptophyta; Magnoliopsida; Myrtales; Myrtaceae. The transcript is spliced from 2 exons.
AAAGCCUUUGCUCUCCAUCAUCUCUUCAUUAGCCCUUCUCUCUCUCUUUUCCCUUUUUCCUGUUUAGCUCUCGCAGUUGUUGUCGUUAGUAAGAAAUAUGAAGCUUGCUCUUGCAACCCUCCUCCUUGUUUCUCUUGUUCUUAGCUCCUCUUUGCACGCCAUGGCUGGCGGUUUGAGCCCACAACCUGCUCCGAGUUCGUGCGACACCAAGUGCGGCGCGAGGUGCAAGGACGCAGGGGUGAAGGACCGGUGCCUUAAGUACUGCGGAAUCUGUUGCCAGAAGUGCCAGUGCGUGCCGUCGGGGACGUACGGGAACAAAUCGGAGUGCCCUUGUUACAAUGACAUGAAGAACUCCAAGGGCAGUGCCAAAUGCCCUUGAUUCAUUCCAUUCCUUUGUAUCUGAUGAAAAUUCAUUUCCGAUUUAUUCCUUUUAUUCUGUAAUAUGGCCUUGUCAAAGCUUCUUGGAUCAUUUCCUCCCUCAAU